Molecule: messenger RNA, 2647 nt
Organism: Neltuma alba
Lineage: Eukaryota; Viridiplantae; Streptophyta; Magnoliopsida; Fabales; Fabaceae
Product: CBL-interacting serine/threonine-protein kinase 10-like
Exons: 2
Coding region: 953-2356 (467 amino acids)
Biological process (GO): signal transduction; protein phosphorylation
Molecular function (GO): protein serine/threonine kinase activity; ATP binding
Source: RefSeq, a predicted model, not a curated record
UAAAAUUCUGCGAUCUGUGAUUCCUCUGUAGCGAAAUUGAACUAGAAUUGCUUUGCAUCUCUUUUACGGCAGCAGAAGAAAGGUUAUGUGCAUAUGGUUAGCCAGUUGAGGUAGGGUUUCCAGUAAUGAAACUAUGGCUAUUGUUUUUUUUUUUUUUUGGUGACAAUGGUUUAUGCACUGGCUCUUAUUCUGAUCCCUCUGGAUAAAUACUGUCUGAAUUUUUGUUUUUAUCUUCUAAAAAAUGUCACGAAAAAAGUUUCUGAUUCAAAAUAGUAUUUGAAGUGUCAAUAUUCUCUAUAUAUCUGGUUGAUUGUGUUCAUUGCUAUGGAUUAUUCGGUGCGGAGGUUUAGAAAAAUACUGGACUAGAUUUUAGCUCUGUUUACUGACCCAGAAACGCUGAAGAUUGAUUCUGAUUCAGCUACUGAUAUGCUGGGUUUUCCACACAUUCAUCUGUGUAAUUUCAUAUUCCAAAUUCUUGCAUCAAUCUUCUGAAUGAUUAUUGAGGCCAAUAUUAUUUGAUCUUUGUUUUUCGGAAUCUAGGGGGGAAAUCUGCUGAAGUUGAAGUAUACUACUGAAUGUCCUCGACUGGCAUGUGUAGCUUGCCCUUUUGAUUGUCAUUGAGAUAGGCACUACCUGUGAUGCCAAACGAUGUGCCUUCAUGAUGAAAGCUCUGUCUUUGAGAUCCAUAAGGUUAUGUCUCUGCUAUUGCUUCAUGCCCUACAAGAGUGGGUCAAAAUUCCUUAGCUCAUUUCUUAUCAUUUCUCUGAUGCAUAGUUGGCACACAAGUUUUUUAGAGUGCCAUUCACAUCAAUACAUGAUCUAUGUGAAGGUGGCGUAAUAAAUUUUUCCAUAUAUACAUAUAGUUAUAGUUAUACUCUUCCCAUUUGUAAAUGAUACUCUUUUAUGUGAAUGAAGUGGUAAUGUAUUAUUUCAUCUCACUGUGAGAUUUGACAUGGAGAAUAAACCAAAUAUAUUGAUGCAAAGAUAUGAAUUAGGAAGGUUGUUAGGCCAAGGUACCUUUGGAAAGGUAUACUAUGCCCGCAGUACAAUAACUAACCAGAGCGUGGCUAUUAAAAUGAUAAACAAGGACAAAGUUAUGAAAUCUGGACAAGCUGAACAGAUCAAGCGGGAAAUAUCUGUAAUGAGACGUGUGAAACAUCCCAAUGUUAUACAGAUUUAUGAGGUUAUGGCCACCAAAAGUAAGAUUUACUUUGUUAUUGAAUAUGCUAAAGGCGGUGAGCUCUUUGACAAGGUGGCCAAAGGAAAGCUCAAAGAAGAUAUUGCUCAUAAAUAUUUUCAGCAGCUAGUGAAUGCCAUAGACUUUUGUCAUAGUAGAGGCGUUUACCACCGUGACAUAAAGCCAGAGAACCUUUUGUUGGAUGAAAAUGGGAACCUAAAGGUUUCUGAUUUCGGAUUGAGUGCUCUAGCUGAAUCCAAGAGACAGGAUGGCUUACUACAUACACCUUGCGGCACGCCUGCCUAUGUUGCUCCUGAACUCAUCAAAAGGAAAGGUUAUGAUGGUGCUAAAUCUGAUACUUGGUCUUGUGGAGUUGUUUUGUUUGUCUUACUGGCAGGUUAUCAUCCUUUUCAUGAUUCAAAUUUGAUAAUGAUGUAUAGGAAGAUUUCCAAGGCGGACUUUAAAUUCCCUACUUGGUUCUCCCCAGAAGUACGUAGACUGCUGAUGAAGGUUUUGGAUCCAAAUCCUGAUACUAGAAUUCCCCUAGCUGAGAUUAAGGAAUCUUCUUGGUUUAUUAAAGGGCCAUGUCCUAGAGGUGGGAAAUCUGAAUUGGGGAACAAGAAUGUCUCCACAUCAGGUACAAAGCCCUGUGAUCAAACCGACGAAAGUGAUAGUAUAGCAGCAGAAGCAACACAAGAGUCAGUUGUUCCCACAAGUAUAAAUGCUUUUGACAUCAUCUCCCGUUCUAAAGGUUUUGAUCUAUCUGGGUUCUUUGAAGAUAGUUUCAAGAAGAGAGAAGCCAGAUUUUCUUCAAGGCAACCAGCCUCAGUCAUAAUCUCCAAGCUGGAAGAAAUCACCAAGCGUCUGAGGAUGAAGAUAAAGAAAAGAGCUGCAGGUUUGCUGAAAUUAGAGGGCCUCAAGGAAGGUAGAAAAGGGACUCUAGGCAUUGAGGUGGAGAUCUUCGAGGCUGCUCCAUUUUUCCAUUUGGUUGAGAUGAAAAAAUCAAAUGGAGACACUUUGGAAUUUCAGAGCAUAUUGAAAGAGGGAAUUAGGCCUGCUCUUAAGGAUGUCGUUUGGGUUUGGCAAGGGGAUCAGCAGCAACAAUCACAGCCAUCAGAGGACCAGAUACAGAUGCAUGACCAGCCAGUAACACCAUCCACAUCUGUAACACAUUCUUAAUUUGAAGCCCAGUGUCUCUUCAAGUGUUUCACCUUUCACGUUUUAUCCCACUAGAUGGAGUCGGCUAGAUGAAUCGCACAACAUCAAAAUACUCUAUCAACAAUCAAGUUCUUAGGUAUGUUGUGGAUCAGGAGGUCCCGUUCAUUUACUACCAUACUACAUAGCUGAUCUUAUAACAUAGAAUACAAGUUGGUUGGUUAAAGUGGAGGAAGGUUAUCGCCUUAUCAGUGUUAUUUGCAAUAAGAAGGUACCUGAGAAGUUUACAGGAAAAUAUUAUCGGACUGCUAUAAA